AAGUUUGUUGCGUCACGAUGACGUACACUCACGCUACGUCAGACUUUCUUGGUGGAAUGGCUACAUUUAGAUGUAAGAAAGGGACUUGCACCUUGCAAAGUUUCUGACAUUCAAAAAACCCGUGUCGGUCCUUUUGCUUCUACAUACAGUGUCCAAAGAAUUGCUUUUGUCGUGGAGCUGUCCUCUCGUCUAAGCACGUGACCUAUCCACCUCCAUUUUUGACGAUGAACGUCGUCGUAGGCAGAAUCUAGGAUUGACCAGACCCAAUCCUUUCAAGGACAGCGCCACCACCGCUGUUGCCUCCGCUGCCGUCGAUGACGACGACGAUGGUGGAAACUACAAGGGAGGGAUGGGGAUGGGUCCAGUCUCUCGCAGCGGCCAGAGCCCAGAUAUACGUGGAGAUGGCCAGUGCGUGGCGACGCGUGCGAAGGUUCUUCUUCCCCAAGAUGCUGAUGGCGGCGGCAGCCUCGCUUCUGGUGGCUGGCCUGGUGCAGCAGAGUCCUAACGUACAGCUGGAGCCCCUGGACGUCCUGGUGUAUAGCAGCAUCUAUUGCUCCUGGGCCGUCUUCUGCUUGCCGGACAUCCUCAUCCGCUUCAAUUUUCGCUUCAUUCGGCGGACACUCGUCAUUAUACUCCUGCUAUACCAAUCCGAGCUGAGUAUGUCAAUCUGGCAGUUCGUGCGAAGUCAUGUGACUGAGCUGAAUCCAAUGACCGAGAUCCCAGGGAUUCUGGGGCCAGGUCUGCAGUGGAUCCAAGGCGCCGCCACAUCUCUCAGGUUCGUUCUGCUGCUGACCUGCCUGAGUACCACGGUCAUGGCGUACCUCUACGACUGGCCUGAACUCUUCGACGACAACUUCCUUGAUAACUUUGACGAUCCCGAGGAGCUCAGCUAACCGGCCAUUCGGGAUCCCCCCUCUCCCUAACUCCCCAAAGCAUUUCGGUGGAGACAGAGAUCUGUACAGUUCUCUGGUGGAGGGUUACGUGACUAGUCUGAGCACUACUUUUGUUGCAAAGGAUAAGAGAGAUCGGGGUGGUGAUUGUUGCAGAAGAAUGGUAAGUGUGCGCUUGAGGGAACAGAUAAGUCUUGUAUUGAUAUAUUGUAAUUUGAAAUUUUGGUGAAAUUUGUUUUUCUUGCUAUAACGCCAGAUAAGUGUAUGGUCAGUGAUGAGCGAUAGCGAAAUCCCAUCGACGGUCUUCUCGCGACUCGAUUCCAGUUUUUCUUGUCGUAGACUGUGACAUAUAUUUUGGGGAUUUAAAUUAGUUUCUUCGUCUCUAAUCUGUCGUGACUUUCGUCAUUCGUUCUCUUUUCCACUGAGCUUGUAUGCUUCCUGUCUGCUCGCAUCGAUAUAGCGUGUCGUGUAGCCUUCGCCCUGAUCUCAUCAUCUUCAUCUUGGUCACUAUAACUUUUUAUCCAACUCUCCUGUUUCCUUUUUCUUUCUCCUCUCCUUCACCACCAUACCCACCCCGCCAUCAUCCCAACCAUCAAGUUCACCCGGUAUGAAUUGUUGUGACCGGUGUGUAGCAACAGCUUCCAGGCGGCUCGGGGGAAAGUGAGUGCGAACAGGUAGACGUUUGCAACUAAAGUAAAAUAGUAAAAUAUUGACCAAAAGCGUAUAGACUAUUUAGUAAGCCAGAAUCAAAAAGGACAGUCAUCUCAUCAGCGUAGGUGCCGAAAAUUGAACGUUGACUUCAGUGCUCAGAUACAAAACUUAGAAAAAAUUUAAGUCUAUGAAAUUUGAAGGGCAGCAAUGUAAAUAUUGAAAAACACUUGAUACAAAAUAAGUAUGAAUAGUGUGUGUGGAUGGGGAGGGAGGAGUGUCUAGCCGUAUACCUGUGCUGGUGGGAUGACUGUCCUUUUCAUCUGGAACUUCGCGAUUAUCUGUGAUUAUCUUUAGCGAGCUACAAUGCUACAAUGUGCUACACACCUGAUCAUUGCCGCAAUAUGCAUUAACCUGUCAACUACUCAUGGCAUUACGGACCGGGUGCACCACCACAUUCUUUCUUUUUUUGUCCUACUUUCUCUCCACUCUCUCCAUGCAGUUUACGUCCAACCGGAAGCAGCAUCUGGAAAUACGCCAUCGGUUUUUAUUGAUUAAUAAGGUACUAAUUUAUUGAUUUAUUAAAUUGUGUAUAUGAGCUGACUUGGAGGUGGGAUAUUAAAAAAAUUAUUAUCAACUAGCAAUAUACUCCUAGCUUUUGUAUUUCACGAGCAGCGGAUAAAAGUCUUUCGCUCAUGUGUCGGGAAUGAAUAAUAACCCUGGUGUGUACAGAAAUUUAUUGUUUUAAUCUACAUUAAAAGUCUCAUAUAUCAAA
This is a messenger RNA of Pomacea canaliculata, 2313 nucleotides long. RefSeq lists its product as uncharacterized. The coding region runs from base 315 to 893 and encodes 192 amino acids. Lineage: Eukaryota; Metazoa; Mollusca; Gastropoda; Architaenioglossa; Ampullariidae. The transcript is spliced from 6 exons. The record is from RefSeq and is a predicted model, not a curated record.